This is a messenger RNA of Phalaenopsis equestris, 1301 nucleotides long. RefSeq names its product diacylglycerol kinase 4-like. NCBI's taxonomy places the organism in Eukaryota, Viridiplantae, Streptophyta, Magnoliopsida, Asparagales, Orchidaceae. The record is from RefSeq and is a predicted model, not a curated record. Gene Ontology annotation, molecular function: ATP-dependent diacylglycerol kinase activity.
UUUUCCAUAAACUUGGGUGGUAUUCUCCCAUUCUCAAAUUCUGUGCUGAGACCUCCAGCGCCAAAGUCGCCGGGAUGUCGCGAUUCUUCAUGAGCGACCCGGAUGAGCUACUGAUCGACGGCGUGAAUGGGGGGAGGCAGGCGGGUGUUUCAACGAGGGCGUCGAUAGUAGAGACUUUCAAGGGGUACGGGAUCGUGGCCGGGCUGCGGGUUGACUGGGAUGAUCUUCGGCGGCGGAUCUUGAUUCCCGGACGGCUGCGUGCGGCUAUGGUGGAGGCAAUGCGGAGCAAGGAUCCGGUGGCCAGCGCUAGGGCUGCUGCGGAGGCCGUGAAGGGGGUUUCUUCGUCUGGGAGCGGGUGGAUUGAUGUGUGCCCGGAAGCACCCAUCGUGGUAUUUGUUAACUCGCGUAGCGGAGGGCGGCUAGGGCCCAUUGUCAAAGGUCGCCUUCUUGAAUUGAUUGGGGAGGAUCAGGUUUUUGACCUUGCAGAGAUGAAGCCUUCUGAUUUUGUUCAAUAUGGUUUAGCCUGCUUGGAGAAAUUGGCUGAGCUUGAUUACUGUUGUGCGAGGUCCACUCGAGAAAAUAUGAGAGUUAUGGUUGCUGGUGGCGAUGGUACAGUAGGAUGGGUACUGGGAAGCCUUGGUGAGUUGUAUGCUCAGUGUAGAGAACCAAUCCCCCCGAUUGGAAUCAUUCCACUUGGUACUGGCAAUGAUCUUUCCAGAUGCUUUGGUUGGGGUGGAUCAUUUCCUUUUGCAUGGAAGUCUUCAGUGAAACGCUGUCUCUUUAGGGCUGCCACAGGCUCAAUAUCUCAUCUCGAUAGUUGGCACGUUGUUGUCUCUUUGCUGGAUGGAGAAGUAACUGAUAUUCCACAUUCUCUCAGGCACACGGGGGAACACAUUUUUACUCAGGAAUGGGUUGAUGAGGGAGCGUGGCCUGCUAAAAUUAUUUGCCUUGAAGGAGUCUUCUUUAAUUACUUCAGCAUAGGAAUGGAUGCUCAAAUUGCCUAUGGUUUUCAUCAUUUUCGAGAAGAAAAACCACACCUUGCACAAGGUCCCAUUUCUAAUAAGUUGAUCUACACCGGAUACAGCUGUGCUCAAGGAUGGUUUCUUGCACCUUGUAUGGGUGACCCAACCUUAAGGGGGCUGAAUAACAUUCUGAGACUUCACAUAAAAAAGAUCAAUAGCUCUGACUGGGAAUAUAUUUGUGUUCCAUCAAGCGUUAGAGCAAUAGUAGCUCUAAACCUCCACACAUACGGAAGUGGAAGGAAUCCAUGGGGUACUCCAAAACCUGAGUACCUUGCGAAG